Schistosoma turkestanicum is the source of this 3366-nucleotide messenger RNA. The record is from the annotation of a GenBank genome assembly. Lineage: Eukaryota; Metazoa; Platyhelminthes; Trematoda; Strigeidida; Schistosomatidae.
CUGAUAAUGGCGCUUUAUAUGAAGGCUUUUCAUUAUUUCGAGCCAAUUUAGUAGUCGAUCUAGUCAGCGGACAGGUGGGAAAAUUCAACAUAAAUUCUUUCGGAUACGUCAACUAAUUUUUGGAGAUCUCAAAUUUUAACCUCAUAGUUGUUGUUCCAGUUUUAAAAAAUUUCCCACUCUCUGCCAUACAUGUCAAUAAAUAUAUAUGCUCCCUCACUUGAUUUGCACGGUAACAACCUCAAGUUGUUGGCUGAAAAACUGAGAAAAAAUUGGAUGCAAAAGCUAUCAGGUUUAGAUCAAACAGAUGACUCACUAACUAGUUUGACCUGGCUAUAUGAUGCCAACCCGAUUUCGAUGAAUUUAGAGGCUGCAGCUCAUUAUGAUGGACAGGAAAUGAAUAUGCGUUUAUCUCUCUAUGAUAAUUACAAUAAAUAUUCUUGCAACGUGAAUCAGCCUAUUACAGGUAGCUUGUUAGAUCCAAAAGUACGAUUGGAAUACCGGACAAAAUGGACUGGCAAACCCCCUUUCUCCUAUGCAACUCUUAUUUGCCUGGCAAUGCGCGAACUUGGCAAGCCAAAAGUGACAUUAUCGGAUAUAUAUGGUUGGAUAAUGAAUAAUUUUGCAUAUUAUCGACACACAGAUUCUAGCUGGCAGAACUCCGUGCGUCACAAUCUUUCACUCAACAAAUGUUUUGAGAAGGUUCCUCGUGAUAAGGGUGAAAGAGGUAAGGGUGGUUUCUGGAGAGUAAAUCCAAGACAUAUUGAUUGGCUUGAAGCUAAUUUAGCCAAAUGUCGACGGGCUGCUCCUCCUCCAGGACCUCCACCACCAAUCCCAAGGUCCAUGUUAUUACAGCAACGUAAAAUGCAACAAAAAUGUCAAUAUCAACAAGCACUGUUGCCAAGAAAUUUAAUGCUAUCUCCGUCAUCUGUUUCGAUGGGCAAUCCUGUCACUGCAACUUCAUUCAAUACAAAUAUUUGUAUCUCUGAAUCUCCAACAGAUCCAGUUAAGACCCAUCACAUCGCAGCUCUGUCACCAUCUUCUAACUCUUCCUUAUCUUCAUCUCCAUUAUCAUUCCCUUCUGUUGGCUCACCUGCGAGUUUACAGUCUGCCAGAAUUCCACAAACCCCAGGACACGCAGCAUAUCCAAACGGAGUUCAUACCUUUAUCAUGAACCGUAGCAUACAUUCUGAAGUGAACAACUCAUCAACUUUACCACCUCUUUCCUUAUCUGUUAAUAUAUCACAGUCAUAUCUACCACAAACAAUGCCAUGUCAUCGACGCAAGAGUCCGUUGUUUAAAAAUCACUUACAGGAAAGUAUUGCACAAAAUGUUAUAUUUGAGUCAGAUGAUGGUUUCUCAGACAAUGAGAUCUCACAGUCUUUGAUUGAAAAUAAUCAUUCAACAACAAAUGUAAUACAUAAAUCACCCAAUAUCCACCCCAAAUUGAACGUGUAUGAUCCAAAUCACUCAGAGUGUCUCAGAAAAACCAGAAUGAAUAAUAAUUCUAAUAUGAAUUCAGUUAGUUAUAAAACCCAGCCUCUAUUACGCAACAGUAAUGAUAAUAAUGAUACCGGUCUCUUGGAUCAGCAGUCAGAUUACUAUUCAUCUUGUAAACCAAAAUCAAAAGCUAGCUUGGAUAAGUCUCGUAUCAAUAAUCGCAAUUCCAUUACUGAACGUUUAAAACGAUCGAAAUCGAAGCAAACAAUCAAGCAGUGUGGAUCUACCGAAACAAAAGCACUUCCUACUCGAGUGCUACCACCACGUCAAAGAUACUCCCGUUGGUCACUUCCUCGUCCAUAUCCAGUUACAGAGAGUAAUUUGGAAAGUAGUAAACAAGAAAAUGAUUGGGAAGACAAAAGUAUUUUGGAAACUACUGAUCGAAGAAAGGAAAAAAAGCAAGAUAAGAAUAAAGGGGUGGAAUGGGAUUAUGGCAGUCAGUUGCAAGAAAGUGAACUAAGUCCAUUAUUAAAUUACAUAGAAAAUGAUAAUCAUAAUAAUGAUGAUAAUACUAAUUUUAAGAAUGAUACCAAAGCUUCACAUAAUCAUUGGUCACUGCUAAACAAAGUUGAAAACCGUCAAGUAGACACGAUAUGUAAUUAUAUGAAUACAGAAUUGAGAAAGACUGAAGUAGUUAAAAGUGAUAAUUUAUCGUCUUGUGAUUUAUACAAAGAUUACUGUUUACCGAAUCACAAUACAUAUUAUCAAUCUUUAAGUGAUCAACAAUUCCAAUACAGUUCUCACUUCAUGACUACUAACAGCACAGAAACUACCGGCUUAUCUGGAUCUUUAUCAAAUUCUCCCUCUUCAGUCUUUUGUUGUCAUUCGAAUAAUACUAACUUGUAUUGUAGCUCUACGAAUAGCCUCCAUUCUUCAUCGUGUGAUACUCAAGAAAAUCAGUGUUCACCACAUAAUAAUAAUAAUAUUAAUAAUAAUAAUAAUAAUGGUUUGAGAAUAUCACACUCAAUAGUAGAACCAGAAUAUUUUAUAAAUGAUUCUACUGAGAAAACCCACUUCUUAUCUAAAAAAACUGAUAACAAUUUCAUGAAUACACCGUCAACGGUUGAGAAGUCAAAGUUACCUACCUGGGCAUCAGUAUUUUUGUCCGAUGAUGAUCAGAAUGAAUUAGACUGUUUAUUUACCGAUAGUAAACAUAAUGAUGAGUCUUUCAACUUAUUUAGCAAUGAAAGUUUUGAAUCAGGCAUUCAUUCAAGCUCAACACUACAUUCAUCACCUAUAUCUUUAUCAUCACCAACAUCAUCAGCUCUACAGUCUUCUUCAUGCUCUUUGACCACAUCUUCCUUUUUAUUUAAAAAAGAGAAAAAGAAGCCGGAUUCCUUUGUAAGCAGUUUUAAACAACCGACCGAUUCAACAAAUAUUCGCUCUUCAAAUGAUGUCAGCAAUAAUAAUAAUAAUAAUAAUAAUCCUUUCUUGGAAGAGCUUGCUUUAGACUCUGUUGAUUUUAAUUUCGACUCAAUAAAUGAAUUAGUUGAAAGUAAUGAACAUAUUCCACUGGAUAUUGACUUUAAUUUAACAGCUAGUUUCAAUAAUGACAAUUUUCUUGAUUCCUCUGAUUCACUAUCACAUGAAUGGAAUAAUUCUUCUCUGACUAUUAAUACUACUACUAAUAAUAAUACCAGUGAUAUUCCUGAUAGUCUGCUAUGCAAUAAAGCCCAUCAACAGAAACAACCUCAAUGGCCUGAAAAUUUGGCAGCUGAAAAUGAUAUUAUGCCACUACAAGAAUCUAUGACAAAUGAGUCACAAUGGUUAAAUGAUACACAAACUUUUAAUGCAUCAAAUGGUUUAACAAUGUUUUUAUCUGAAGCAUCUGUUCAAAUGUUUGAAGAAAACUUUCACGAAAGUGUUUAG